This is a messenger RNA of Phalaenopsis equestris, 1916 nucleotides long. RefSeq names its product protein DETOXIFICATION 16-like. Gene Ontology annotation, molecular function: xenobiotic transmembrane transporter activity; antiporter activity. The transcript has 9 exons. Bases 67 to 1644 code for a protein of 525 amino acids. Gene Ontology annotation, cellular component: membrane. NCBI's taxonomy places the organism in Eukaryota, Viridiplantae, Streptophyta, Magnoliopsida, Asparagales, Orchidaceae. Gene Ontology annotation, biological process: xenobiotic detoxification by transmembrane export across the plasma membrane. The record is from RefSeq and is a predicted model, not a curated record.
UAGAGGAAAAAGGGAAUUUCCGUGGCAGAGAGGGAGUCGAACGGAAAGAAAAAUUAUCAGAAAUCAAUGGAGAAAACGGAGGGAAUGAGUAAGGAGAUAAAGAGGCAGAUGCGCCUUGCAAUGCCACUUUCAGUUGCAAAUUUGCUUAUGUUUGCCCUCCAAUUCGUAUCAAUAAUGUUGGUGGGCCAUAUAAGUCACCAGAAGCUCGCCGGCGCCUCCAUAGCCAUUUCCUUCGUCAAUUCCAUCGGUUUCUCAGUGCUCAUGGGAGUAAGUUCUGCAUUAGACACCUUAUGUGGGCAAUCUUAUGGAGCAGAAAACUACAAGAUGGUAGGCUUGCAUCUACAAAGAGCGAUGGUGAUAUGUGUCCUAGCGAGCAUUCCUCUUGCUUUUGCAAUGGCUUUCUCUGGUACUCUCCUCAUCCUGCUCCGCCAAGUCCCAGAAAUAUCAAUGGCUGCUCAAUCCUACGCUCAGUUGAUGAUACCUUCACUAUUCGCCUUCGGCCUUAUACAGUGCAUCCUCAGGUUCUUGCAAGCUCAAAAAAUCGUGGUCCCCAUUAUGCUUAGCGCUGGAAUGACAGCAAUUUUUCACUGCGUCAAUUGUUGGUUCUUCACCUUUAAAACAGGGCUUGGUUAUCGAGGAGCCGCACUUUCAGUAUCGAUAUCUUACUGGUUCAAUUUGUUGCUUUUAGUAAUCUAUGUUAUUUUUUCUCCUUCCUGCAAAUCGACAUGGACUGGAUUAUCUAGAGGGGCUUUUCAUGGCUUAUGGGACUUCCUUAAGCUUGCCAUACCAUCCACUUUAAUGGUUUGUUUUCAAAACUGGCAAUUUGAGUUAUUGUUGCUGCUUGCUGGACUUCUUACAAAUCCAGAGCUCCAAACAUCGUUAAUGUCAAUCAGCCAAAAUAUCUCUUCACUGGUGUAUGUGAUUCCAUUGGGUGUCAGUGGAGCAGUUAGCACCCGAAUAUCAAAUGAAUUGGGUGCAAAAAAUCCAAGGGCCGCUGUGCUUGCUGUGCUAUCUGCGGCGAUAAGCAUAAUUAUUGAAGGUUUGGUUGUGGGAUUUGUGAUGAUCGGUGGACGGCAAUUGUGGGGACAUGCUUAUACCAGUGAGAGAGUAGUUGUGAAUGCCGUGGCUGCAAUGAUAAGCAUAAUUAUUGAAGGUCUGGUUGUAGGAUUUGUGAUGAUCGGUGGACGGCAAUUGUGGGGGAAUGCUUAUACCAGUGAGAGAGUAGUUGUGAAUGCUGUGGCUGCAAUGGUUCCUUGGAUUGCUCUAUCGCAUUGCAUAGAUGGUUUCCAAUGCGUGCUUUUAGGCACAAUUCGAGGAAGCGGAAAACAGAUGGUUGGAGCUUUUGUUUGCCUUGGUUCUUACUACCUCGUUGGAAUUCCAGCUUCCAUUCUUCUGGGUUUUGUUUUCCAUUUGGGAGUAAAGGGUCUUUGGAUUGGAAAUAUAUGUGCAAUUUUGGUUCAAGACUUGGUGCUUUUAACCAUGACAGUCUUCACCGACUGGGAGAAGCAAGUUACAAAGGCUAUGGAAAGAGUUCAACCCUCCGAGAAGCCGUCGAGCCCGUUGACAUCAGAUCCCAAUUAUUGGAUAUUUAAUACACACGCUUUGGUGUCUUCAUUCUCCAUCUCGUUUGAUUCAUCCGAGUGAAGAAUUUCCCAAAUUUUCUUACAAUUAGAAGUGACAAUAAUUGUUUGGUUUACUUGCAUCCAAAAUCAUUAGGUAUAGCAAAAGCUAAUGCAUUACCUUGGAUUCUUGUAUGUAGAACAAAAAUAAAUAAAUGAAAUCGAUUUGCUCCAAGCAUGCCAUUGAUAGAUGAUUGCUCAAAUUAAUAUUUGUGUACUCAUUGAUGCCAACAAGACAAUCUCCGUUCGCAAAACAGAUGGCGCCAAAUGGUGAAACUUUGCUCAUGAUAGCGACAA